CUGCAGUCGGGCUGGACGCAGGAUUGGGAGGAAGGCGGUUCCGAUGAGUUUUAGCACCUUCCUUGUUACUCGACCAAACACACGCACCCGAGACCAGCAUAUCAGGACGGGCAGAUGAGGCCACUGCGAACCUUCCCAUUUCCACUGAAUGUUGGGACCGAUAUUUGCCAGAUAUCGCGCAUCUAUCGCAUCCUCUCCGGCACACGUGCCAGGCGCUUCGUGAAUCGCAUCCUCGCUCCCGAGGAGCUAGCUUGCAACGAUGCGCGCCUGCAUGUCUUGACCCGCGCGUCAAAGGUGCUGAGUGAUGGCAAACCGGCCGGGGCAUCGUCUAUAGUGGCAACCUUGAAAGAAGGGCAGCAGCUGCAUGAGGAGUUGGCGGCACGGGACCCUGAUCUCUGGAAGUGCUCGGCGUUCAUCGCAGGGAGGUUCGCUGCAAAAGAGGCAGCCAUAAAGGCUCACUCGCACAGACAGCUGACGUUCCACGACGUGGUCAUUGAGCGGCGAGCAGUAGAGGGGGAGCGACUGGGGAGCGGGCCACCAGUGGCGAGGAUUAAAAGCUCCCAGGAGAGUGAUGAGGCGGAUGACAGUGCGAUGGUAUCUAUUAGCCAUGAUGGAGAUUAUGCUACGGCAGUGUGUUUAGGCCAUGACCCCGACCUGAAUCGUGAAAAGGUCAUGUGAUAAAAAAUACACAGGGUUGAGGAAGGAAG
Ilyonectria robusta is the source of this 707-nucleotide messenger RNA. RefSeq lists its product as uncharacterized. The transcript has 2 exons. Gene Ontology annotation, molecular function: holo-[acyl-carrier-protein] synthase activity; magnesium ion binding. Gene Ontology annotation, biological process: fatty acid biosynthetic process. The record is from RefSeq and is a predicted model, not a curated record. Bases 115 to 678 code for a protein of 187 amino acids. Lineage: Eukaryota; Fungi; Ascomycota; Sordariomycetes; Hypocreales; Nectriaceae.